Molecule: messenger RNA, 1339 nt
Organism: Radiomyces spectabilis
Lineage: Eukaryota; Fungi; Mucoromycota; Mucoromycetes; Mucorales; Radiomycetaceae
Product: Nse4 C-terminal-domain-containing protein
Exons: 7
Coding region: 137-1228 (363 amino acids)
Biological process (GO): DNA repair
Cellular component (GO): Smc5-Smc6 complex; nucleus
Source: RefSeq, a predicted model, not a curated record
AAGAGGAAUUCUGUCAUGCACAUUGGAGCUUUAUUAACAAGCCACUCGCGCUUCUUUGGGACGGGGUCCACUGAGUUGACACACAUACUCCGAACCGAGUUCCCCCCCCCCCACUUGUUCCUUGAUCUAUUCCCUCAUGACCUCUGCUGAAAGUUCUACCGCCGCUGCGAAACGUGCGCAAGAAACCGUACACCAUAAUUCUGCUGACGAUUCGGAUGAGGAAGACGAAUAUAUGGAAGAAGAAGAAGAAGAGGAGGAGGAGGAGGAAGUCGACGACAGCGACUACCACAUGCUGACUCAAACCCUCGAAAGGGAACGUGAUGCGAAUAAAUAUAAUCCGCGCCAGAAUAAAGACGAACGACGCGAGAUUCGUCAGCUUUAUCGUGAAUUGAUUACAAAAACUGAAGAAAGCAAGCGCGAUUUAACCGAUGCCGCCAAUAAUGGCUUGAUUCGUACAUUGGAAAAAGCCAAUGCUUUGUAUUCCAAAGUGAGAAAUACCCAAGAGGCCACGCUGGAUUCCAAGUUGCUCGUACUGUCAGCUGGAUUAGGUGCCCAAAAGGCGCGUAAUCUAAGGCUGGAUCACCAACUCUUCAAUAUUGAUGAGUUUGUAUCCAAGAUCAAAACCUUGGGACGAACUGCUGAAGCAGAUCUGGAUGACGAUAAUGAAUCCCACUUGGAUUGGAAAUGUAUUGGUAUACGUGCGAUCCAAUACGGAAAGAGAGCGCGUACCAUCGAUUUCAUGCUCGGUCCGUUAUCUGUCGAACGAAAGCAACGCAGAGUAACAAGACAAGUACGGCUUGUCAAGAACAAGGAGGAUCUUGUACAGCCCACAAUGCUUCGAGAAGAGGACAUUCAACAGCAAGAGAAUGAAACUUCCAACAACGUCAAUCAAAUUUAUAAAAUACUCGAUGAGCAAGGCCCCAUGAACUACUUUGAAUUCAUCACCAAUCCCGAAGCCUUUUCGCAAUCCGUAGAAAACAUGUUUUAUGUCUCCUUUUUAAUACGAAAUGGUGUGGCCGAAAUAGAUGAUUCCAGUGGCCAACCCAUGCUAGGAACCCGCGCGCCGCCAACCACCGAUGAACUCGCCAAUAAUCUGUUGAAAAAGCAAAUUAUCAUGAGUCUGGAUAUUCCAUUGUGGAAGGAAAUCAUUGACACGUAUGGUAUUCAAACCUCCGUUAUCCCUACCCGCGCUAGCCGACAAGAGAUGGCUCCCGGUAAAUGGUACUAAAUGGAGUCUCUAUUCCAUCGCUUCCCCCCUCUGUACAGUUGAUAAUAAGUUCAAAAAACUCAUUCCAUGUUGUUAUAUGUCUUCGCAUUUUGUUUAUUUGCAAAUAUACAU